Molecule: messenger RNA, 1113 nt
Organism: Linum trigynum
Lineage: Eukaryota; Viridiplantae; Streptophyta; Magnoliopsida; Malpighiales; Linaceae
Source: the annotation of a GenBank genome assembly
CUAUAUAUUGGUUAACUCCUAACCUAUCUAACCGGUCCAUACAUGAACCAACAACCUAUCUACAUGGAAACGAUAUCGUUUCCCUCAACACCCCCCGCAAGCUGACCAUGUAUGGAAUGAAUGGGCAGCUUGGUUAUAAGAUCCUGAAAGGUGGAAACUCCAACUGCCUUUGUGAAUGGAUUGGCAAGUUGAUGCGCUGUUGGAAUGUAUAUGACAUUGAGGAACCCACGUUGGACUUGAUCACGCACAAGGUGGUAGUCUAACUCUAUGUGCUUCGUGCGCUUAUGCUGGACUGGGUUCGACGCCAUGUGAAUAGCAGAUUUGCUAUCACAAUGAACCUGCAAUGGAAGCUUAAUGGUCUGAUGGAGUUCUGUGAGCAGAGACGACAACCAUUGCAGCUCACAAGUAGUUUCUGCCAGUGCUCGGUACACAGCUUCUACUGAGGAGCGGGAAACCACUUGUUGCUUCUAAGCAGCCCAGGAGAUCAGAGAGCGGCCGAGGAAAACAAAAUAGCCCGAUGUUGAUCUUCUGGUGUCAAGACACCCUGCCCAAUCGGCGUCAGCAUAGGCAUGAAGAUCCAUGGAUGACUUGGUGGAGAAGAGAAGUCCUUGAGGUGGUGCUGCCUUUAUGUAACGAAGAACUCGUUGGAUGGCUUGCUGAUGUGGUGUUCGUGGACUGGAAAAAAAUUGCGUCAGGUAAUUCACAGCAAACUGCAAGUCUGGGCGAGUUUGCAGAGAUACUGCAAACGUCCAACGAGAUUUCUAUAGAUGGUGGCUUCAUCCUCAGGGAGAGGAUCACCUGCUGUGUUGGAUAGCUGAAGACCUGGUUCGAGAGGAGAGUUGGCAGGUUUGGAGUCCAGCAUUCCCUGAUCUCCAAGUAGCUCUAGAGCAUACUUUCUCUGGUUCAUGUGUAUACCUACAGAAGAUCGAGCUAUCUCCAUUCCAAGAAAAUAUUUAAGCUGUCCUAGAUCUUUUAUGGUGAAAGCUUUGUCUAAAUGUUCUUUGACUCUAUUGAUCUCAGACAUAUCAUUUCCAGUUAAGACAAUAUCAUCCACGUAAACAAGUAAAGCAGUGUAGGAAUUGGGUUUGUUUUUAAUAAACAGGGAAUAAUCUC